AUGGCAUCAACAGCAUCGCAGGUGGAGGUUUCUACUAUUGAAUAUUUGAACUCGACAGUAGUGCCGUUGUUCCUAGCAUGGUGCGGCACAGCCUUGACAUGGAUACUCCUCAGCAUCGUCUUGCCGUCGUUCAUACUCGCGCUCGGGGCUUACAUCAUUUUCACUGUUGACGCAUGGAGAUCUAGAGAAGGAAAGACUUCACAGGCACCUCCUGUACCGGUUCAGUGUCAAUUCACAAAACUCCCCUUUCUAGGAAAGAUGGAAGCUAUCUUAACCUGGAAUUGGAUUUCGGGAUGA
This is a messenger RNA of Morchella sextelata, 297 nucleotides long. RefSeq lists its product as uncharacterized. The transcript is spliced from 3 exons. Lineage: Eukaryota; Fungi; Ascomycota; Pezizomycetes; Pezizales; Morchellaceae. The coding region runs from base 1 to 297 and encodes 98 amino acids. The record is from RefSeq and is a predicted model, not a curated record.